CUGUCUUAAAAGAGCCGGUAACAGAACUUAGUAAAAUUGUAUUGAUCUCAGAGGCCUAUGCAAAAAUUGCCAAAAAUUCUGUAGCUGUCAAAAGUUAGACGAAGGCAAAUAAUUCAGUUGCAUAAGUUCAGUGAGCAGAGCAACCUGAAAAUAUUCGUGUACUUAAAAAUGAGUUUCCAGCAGGAAAAUCGAAGCGAAAUGAAGAGUUACCAUCAAGCCUUUAACGCGUUCUUAAGUAACGAAGGGGAAAGAAGGAGGAAUGAAGACCUCUUGGAGGCGCAACCGCAGAGUUCUCCAAACAAUGACCCCCAGAUGGGGGGCACUGCUGCGCAACAGGCCUCUGUGGCUCCUUCGCCACCCAGAGCUGCUCCGAAUCAGGAACAGACGAACAUUGAGGCUCCUUUUAUAACCAGACCUGAUCUGAACCGGGCACAUCUGGUCUUCCGAGCUCCUUCCGCAACCAGAGCUGUUCCGAACCGGGCGCAGGUGGGCUUUCAGGCUCCUUCUUCAUCCAGGAUUGAUCUGAAUCGGGAGCAGAUGGACUUUGAUGGCCCUUCUACAUCCAGAGUUGCUCUGAAUCGGAUACCGCUGGAAUUUGAGGUUCCUUCCAAUUCCGGAGCUGCUCAGAAUCGGACACCGCUGGAGUUUGAGGAGACUUCCAGAGCCAGAGCUGCUCUGAAUCGGACACACCUGGAAUUUGAGGUUCCUUCCACAUAUAGAGCUGGUCUAAGCCAGCAACAGCAGGACUUUCAGGGUCCUUCCACAUCCAGAGCUGCCCUGAAUCGGGCACACCUGGAAUCUGAGAAUCCUUCAACAUCCGGAGCUGAUCUGAAUCGGGCACAGCUGGACUUCAAACCUCCUUUCACUUCAAGAGCAGUUCCGAAUCGGGCACAGCUUGAGUUUGAGGUUCCUUCCUCAUUCAAAUGGGAUCUGAUUCGGAUAAAACUAGAAUAUGCUCCUUUCUCAUCCGGAGCUGAUCAGAAUCGUGCACAGCUGGAGUUUGAGCCUCCUUUCAUAACCAGAGCGGCUCUGAAUGGUGCACAACUGGAAUUUGAGGCGCCUUCCACAACGAGAGCUGAUCUAAAUAGGUCACAGCAGGGCUUUCAGGCUCCUAACACACCCAGAGCAGCUGUGAACCGGCCACAGAUAGAAUUUGUGGCGCCUUCUACGUCCAGAGCUGAUCUGAAUCGGGUAAAACAGGAAUUCGAGGCUCCUUCUUCCUCCAGAGCUGAUAUGAAUCGGGAACGGAUGGACUUUGCUGGCCCUACCACAUCCAGAGCUGGAAUAAAUUGGACAGCGGUGGAAUUUGAGGAUCGUUCAACAUCCAGAGCUGAUAUGUAUCGGGAACAGAUGGAGUUUGAUGGCUCUUCCACAUCCAGGGCUAACCUUAAUCGAACACCGCUGGAAUUUCAGGCUCGUUCCACAUCCAGAGCUGAUAUGAACCGGGAAUAUAGAGACUUUGAUGGCCCUUCCACAUCCAGAGCUGCUCUGGAUCGGACACCGCUGGAAUUUGAAGUUCGUUCCACAUCCCGAGUUGAUCUGAAUCGGGAAGAGAUGGAGUUUGAUGGCUCUUCCACAUUCAGAGCUGCUCUAAAUCGGACACCGCUAAAUAUUGAGGCUCGUUCCACAUCCAGAGCUGAUUUGAACCGGAAACAGAUGGAGUUUGAUGGCCCUUCCACAUCCAGGGCUGCUCUAAAUCGGACACCGCUGGAAUGUGAGGCUCGUUGCACAUCCAGAGCUGAUAUGUAUCGGGAACAGAUGGAGUUUGAUGGCCCAUCCACCACUAGAGCUGAUCUGAAUCGGGAACAUAUGGAGUUUGAUGGCCCUUCCACAUCCAGAGCUGCUCUAAAUCGGACACCGCUGGAAUGUGACGCUCGUUCCACAUCCAGAGCUGAUAUGUAUCGGGAUCAAAUGGAGUUUGAUGGCUCUUCCACAUCCAGAGCUGAUAUUAAUCAGGAACAGAUAGACUUUGAUGGCCCUUCCACAUCAAGAGCUUUUAGUCGAACACCGCUGGAAUUUAAGGCUCGUUCCACAUCCAGAGCUGAUCUGAAUCGGGAACCGAUGGAGUUUGAUGGCCCUUCCACAUCCAGAGCUGCUCUAAAUCGGACACCGCUGGAAUGUGACGCUCGUUCCACAUCCAAAACUGAUAUGUAUCGGGAACAAAUGGAGUUUGAUGGCUCUUCCACAUCCAGAGCUGAUAUUAAUCAGGAACAGAUAGACUUUGAUGGCCCUUCCACAUCAAGAGCUUUUAGUCGAACACCGCUGGAAUUUGAGGCUCGUUCCACAUCCAGAGCUGAUCUGAAUCGGGAACCGAUGGAGUUUGAUGGCCCUUCCACAUCCAGAGCUGCUCUAAAUCGGACACCGCUGGAAUGUGACGCUCGUUCCACAUCCAGAGCUGAUAUGUAUCGGGAACAAAUGGAGUUUGAUGGCUCUUCCACAUCCAGAGCUGAUAUUAAUCAGGAACAGAUAGACUUUGAUGGCCCUUCCACAUCAAGAGCUUUUAGUCGAACACCGCUGGAAUUUGAGGCUCGUUCCACAUCCAGAGCUGAUCUGAAUCGGGAACCGAUGGAGUUUGAUGGCCCUUCCACAUCCAGGGCUGCUCUGAAUCGGACACCGCUGGAAUGUGAGGCUCGUUCCACAUCCAGAGCUGAUAUGUAUCGGGAACAGGUGGAGUUUGAUGGCCCAUCCACCACUAGAGCUGAUCUGAAUCGGGAACAUAUGGAGUUUGAUGGCCCUUCCACAUCCAGAGCUGCUCUAAAUCGGACACCGCUGGAAUGUGACCCUCGUUCCACAUCCAAAACUGAUAUGUAUCGGGAACAAAUGGAGUUUGAUGGCUCUUCCACAUCCAGAGCUGAUAUUAAUCAGGAACAGAUAGACUUUGAUGGCCCUUCCACAUCAAGAGCUUUUAGUCGAACACCGCUGGAAUUUGAGGCUCGUUCCACAUCCAGAGCUGAUCUGAAUCGGGAACCGAUGGAGUUUGAUGGCCCUUCCACAUCCAGAGCUGCUCUAAAUCGGACACCGCUGGAAUGUGACGCUCGUUCCACAUCCAAAACUGAUAUGUAUCGGGAACAAAUGGAGUUUGAUGGCUCUUCCACAUCCAGAGCUGAUAUUAAUCAGGAACAGAUAGACUUUGAUGGCCCUUCCACAUCAAGAGCUUUUAGUCGAACACCGCUGGAAUUUGAGGCUCGUUCCACAUCCAGAGCUGAUCUGAAUCGGGAACCGAUGGAGUUUGAUGGCCCUUCCACAUCCAGAGCUGCUCUAAAUCGGACACCGCUGGAAUGUGACACUCGUUCCACAUCCAAAACUGAUAUGUAUCGGGAACAAAUGGAGUUUGAUGGCUCUUCCACAUCCAGAGCUGAUAUUAAUCAGGAACAGAUAGACUUUGAUGGCCCUUCCACAUCAAGAGCUUUUAGUCGAACACCGCUGGAAUUUGAGGCUCGUUCCACAUCCAGAGCUGCUCUGGAUCGGACACCGCUGGAAUUUGAAGUUCGUUCCACAUCCCGAGUUGAUCUGAAUCGGGAAGAGAUGGAGUUUGAUGGCCCUUCCACAUUCAGAGCUGCUCUAAAUUGGACACCGCUAAAUUUUGAGGCUCGUUCCACAUCCAGAGCUGAUUUGAACCGGAAACAGAUGGAGUUUGAUGGCCCUUCCACAUCCAGAGCUGCUCUAAAUCGGACACCGCUGGAAUGUGAGGCUCGUUCCACAUCCAGAGCUGAUAUGUAUCGGGAACAGGUGGAGUUUGAUGGCCCAUCCACCACUAGAGCUGAUCUGAAUCGGGAACAUAUGGAGUUUGAUGGCCCUUCCACAUCCAGAGCUGCUCUAAAUCGGACACCGCUGGAAUGUGACGCUCGUUCCACAUCCAAAACUGAUAUGUAUCGGGAACAAAUGGAGUUUGAUGGCUCUUCCACAUCCAGAGCUGAUAUUAAUCAGGAACAGAUAGACUUUGAUGGCCCUUCCACAUCAAGAGCUUUUAGUCGAACACCGCUGGAAUUUGAGGCUCGUUCCACAUCCAGAGCUGAUCUGAAUCGGGAACCGAUGGAGUUUGAUGGCCCUUCCACAUCCAGAGCUGCUCUAAAUCGGACACCGCUGGAAUGUGACGCUCGUUCCACAUCCAGAGCUGAUAUGUAUCGGGAACAAAUGGAGUUUGAUGGCUCUUCCACAUCCAGAGCUGAUAUUAAUCAGGAACAGAUAGACUUUGAUGGCCCUUCCACAUCAAGAGCUUUUAGUCGAACACCGCUGGAAUUUGAGGCUCGUUCCACAUCCAGAGCUGAUCUGAAUCGGGAACCGAUGGAGUUUGAUGGCCCUUCCACAUCCAGAGCUGCUCUAAAUCGGACACCGCUGGAAUGUGACACUCGUUCCACAUCCAAAACUGAUAUGUAUCGGGAACAAAUGGAGUUUGAUGGCUCUUCCACAUCCAGAGCUGAUAUUAAUCAGGAACAGAUAGACUUUGAUGGCCCUUCCACAUCAAGAGCUUUUAGUCGAACACCGCUGGAAUUUGAGGCUCGUUCCACAUCCAGAGCUGCUCUGGAUCGGACACCGCUGGAAUUUGAAGUUCGUUCCACAUCCCGAGUUGAUCUGAAUCGGGAAGAGAUGGAGUUUGAUGGCCCUUCCACAUUCAGAGCUGCUCUAAAUUGGACACCGCUAAAUUUUGAGGCUCGUUCCACAUCCAGAGCUGAUUUGAACCGGAAACAGAUGGAGUUUGAUGGCCCUUCCACAUCCAGAGCUGCUCUAAAUCGGACACCGCUGGAAUGUGAGGCUCGUUCCACAUCCAGAGCUGAUAUGUAUCGGGAACAGGUGGAGUUUGAUGGCCCAUCCACCACUAGAGCUGAUCUGAAUCGGGAACAUAUGGAGUUUGAUGGCCCUUCCACAUCCAGAGCUGCUCUAAAUCGGACACCGCUGGAAUGUGACGCUCGUUCCACAUCCAAAACUGAUAUGUAUCGGGAACAAAUGGAGUUUGAUGGCUCUUCCACAUCCAGAGCUGAUAUUAAUCAGGAACAGAUAGACUUUGAUGGCCCUUCCACAUCAAGAGCUUUUAGUCGAACACCGCUGGAAUUUGAGGCUCGUUCCACAUCCAGAGCUGAUCUGAAUCGGGAACCGAUGGAGUUUGAUGGCCCUUCCACAUCCAGAGCUGCUCUAAAUCGGACACCGCUGGAAUGUGACGCUCGUUCCACAUCCAGAGCUGAUAUGUAUCGGGAACAAAUGGAGUUUGAUGGCUCUUCCACAUCCAGAGCUGAUAUUAAUCAGGAACAGAUAGACUUUGAUGGCCCUUCCACAUCAAGAGCUUUUAGUCGAACACCGCUGGAAUUUGAGGCUCGUUCCACAUCCAGAGCUGAUCUGAAUCGGGAACCGAUGGAGUUUGAUGGCCCUUCCACAUCCAGGGCUGCUCUGAAUCGGACACCGCUGGAAUGUGAGGCUCGUUCCACAUCCAGAGCUGAUAUGUAUCGGGAACAGGUGGAGUUUGAUGGCCCAUCCACCACUAGAGCUGAUCUGAAUCGGGAACAUAUGGAGUUUGAUGGCCCUUCCACAUCCAGAGCUGCUCUAAAUCGGACACCGCUGGAAUGUGACCCUCGUUCCACAUCCAAAACUGAUAUGUAUCGGGAACAAAUGGAGUUUGAUGGCUCUUCCACAUCCAGAGCUGAUAUUAAUCAGGAACAGAUAGACUUUGAUGGCCCUUCCACAUCAAGAGCUUUUAGUCGAACACCGCUGGAAUUUGAGGCUCGUUCCACAUCCAGAGCUGAUCUGAAUCGGGAACCGAUGGAGUUUGAUGGCCCUUCCACAUCCAGAGCUGCUCUAAAUCGGACACCGCUGGAAUGUGACGCUCGUUCCACAUCCAGAGCUGAUAUGUAUCGGGAACAAAUGGAGUUUGAUGGCUCUUCCACAUCCAGAGCUGAUAUUAAUCAGGAACAGAUAGACUUUGAUGGCCCUUCCACAUCAAGAGCUUUUAGUCGAACACCGCUGGAAUUUGAGGCUCGUUCCACAUCCAGAGCUGAUCUGAAUCGGGAACCGAUGGAGUUUGAUGGCCCUUCCACAUCCAGAGCUAGUCUGAAUCAAGCACCGCUGGAAUUUGAGGCUCGUUCAACAUCCAGGGCUGAUGUGAAUCAGGAACAGAUGGACUUUUAUGGCCCUUCCACAUCCAGAGCUAAUCUUAAUCGAACACCGCUGGAAUUUCAGUCUAGUUCCACAUCAAGAGCUGAUAUGAAUGGGGAACAGAGAGACUUUGAUGGCCCUUCCACAUUCAGAGCUGCUCUAAACCGGACACCGAUGGAAUUUGAGGCUCGUUCCACAUCCAGAGUUGAUCUGAAUCGGGAACAGGUGAAUUUUGAUGACCCUUCCACAUCCAGAGCUGAUAUAAAUCGGGAACAGAGAGACUUUGAUGGCCCUUCCACAUCAAGAGCUGCUCUGAGUCGAUUACCGCUGGAAUUUGAGGCUCGUUCAACAUCCAGGGCUGAUCUGAAUCGGGAACAGAUGAACUUUGAUGGCCCUUCCACAUCCAGAGCUGGAAUAAAUCGGGAGCAGAUGGUCUUUGAGGCUCCUUCCGCAUCCAAAACUGAUCCGAAUCGGCAACAACUGGAGUUUGAGGCCCUUUCCACAUCCAAAGAUAUUCUAAAUCAGGAAAGACUAAUAAUGGGACCGUCGGUUGGAGAUAUGGACUCGGUGCUGAUUGAGUUCAUUACGGAGCAUGCCAACUACAUCAAUGUCUUCGCCGAAGCCCGCACCUGCUUUCAGGAAGAGACGAUUGUGGAUUUUGAUUUCGAUUGGAGCACAAUUGGAUUUAAUGACCAGCCAAAGGUCGUGGCCCAGCCCCAGCUGCUCCAGCCCCAAGUGGAAAAUUUGAUUCAGCCAGCAAAUGUGAUACAGCCGGAAAUUGUGACCCAGCCGGUAAGUGAGGUCCAGGCGGAAGAUGUGAUCCAACCUGAGGAAAUAGUUGAGCAACAGCAAUCGGAGCCAAUAGUGGAAAAUCCGCCUACGGAGAAAACAGUGGAAGAAUUCGCAUCGGAAGCAGUGCCUCCUGUUUUGCUAGAUAACGACUUAAUGGAUAUAGACAUGCCGGAACUGGAAGCCAUGCCAGUUGUGGCCGAUGAACAACUAAUAUUGGAAUUGGAAGCCAUGUUGGACGAACCAGUAUCGACUCAAGCAGAAGAAAUGCAAAGGGUGGUAUCUAUAGGGCCAGGAAAACCAUUGAAAAAUGCUAAGAAACCAAGAAAGAAACCGGCCAAACCGAAACCGAAAAAAAAAGAAUUGGAGACCAACAAGGCAGUCGAAAUGUCAACUAAUCAAGCCAAUCAGAUUGAUAUACCGACUUAUCCAGUUGGUUUAACUAGUCCAACUGUUCUAGCAACCAAUCAAAGUGAAAUGCCAACUAAUACUCUUGCAAGUGAUACAAUUUACAAUUCAACUAACCCUAUUCAUACAGGUCUAGAGAACUAUACCCAGACUUUUAGUGCACCUGGCAAACCAAUUAUAUCAGUCGGGAAACAAAUAAGACCAAAAAAUACGAGGACCAAAAAAGAACCCAUUAGGAGAACAUUGAAGGCGCCCGCAAAGCCCAGUAUCGCCAAAUUAUUGAGGGACGCUGCCAAGAAGGCAAAUGCGGAACCCAAAAUGCCGAGAAAGUCUAAGGCAACUAAGGUACCUGUAAAUCCAAGUACCUUCAAUGCAGAUGUCUCUCAGUCAAGCGUUUACCAGAAUCUAGAAACUGAGAGUAGGCAAAGCGAGGAACCAAAUAAAAAGGUAACUGCCAGGAAAACUAAUGCCAAGGUCCCUAUUAAAUGUAAUGUGGAGGAAGUUGUGGAGCCCACGAAGCCAACAGAGGAAAUAAAACCUGUUGAAACGGCUUUAAAAACACCACCAAUACCACCACGUGUGCAAUCGAUUGGAAAAGUGAUAAAGCCUAGGGCUCCUAGGCGAAAAAAGGCCACUAAAACCGAUACCAUUGGGGACACCUUGGCAGAAGAACCUCCCGAAGCAGGAACUAAAACGGAACUUCCUAAGUGCAAAGCCAAGGCAAAACCUAGGGCCCCUAAAGUACCUAAAAUACCUAAAACUCCUAAGACAACCGCGAAAAACCAACCAAAAAAGAACCAACCGAUGCAGCCUGUUCCAUUGAAAGCACCCAUUGAAGCGCCUACUGAGGUAAUUCCACAAGUGGCCCCAAUUGCACCUGUACCACCAACACGUCAUAUGAAACCCAUGCCGCCAAUCGCACCCACUGGCCCACGAUUCCCCGUUGCCCAAAAACCCGGGCACUACAUUCCGAGUCGCAGGACAGCGAAGUCGCGGGGCAAGAAUCUCAGCGCACUGCCUUGCUCAAGUGCUGCCAGUGUGAGGAACACUCCAAGGGUGCCGACCAGGGGUAAGAACAUAAAUAACAUCAUGGCGAUGGAGAGAGCUAUGAACACUACGCGUCAGCUAGAACAACCAGAACAACCUGAACAACAAGAAAAACCAAAACAACCAGAACAAGCAGACCAACCAGAAAAACCACGUCAAGGGCCAGUACGUUUCAUUGCGAUUUUGGAUGGCUCGAUCACGCGCUUGCGAGAGCGCCCCAUGUCAAGAUCCGUAUCCCCAAACGAUAUGAACCAUCGACUACCUUCCUUGCCCUCAAGCUUGUCUUCCAGUCCAUCCUUGUCGCCUUUUGUAUCAUCCAGCCCGAACUGUGGAUUUUUGGGAUUAGGGUCUUGUUCCAGAUCAACAUCUUCCUCGUCUUUUACUUCGGCAGACAAAUUACUGUUGGGUAUAGAAUCUCCGCCUCGCAACGAUUCGCCAUCGCAGUUAAAUGCCUCUGACGGACAGCCAUCUCAUCUGGAGUCGUUACCAUCGACAUCGGCAUCGGCAUCGCCCUUCAAGACUUUUCCGGAUUUCGAAGAGCAUCUGAGAGCUCUGGGUUCGGCGCACAUUCCCGUAGUUUCGCCGAUUCCCUGGAGACCAUUUGAUGAUGUGGAGUACACCUUGCCAUUCCCGGGCUUGUCCAAGUCAUCGAGUUCCUCGUCCUCGUCAUCCUCAUCCUCAUCCUCCUCGUCAUCGACAUCGACUUCAUCGUCCUCAUCAUCAUCGUCCUCAUCAUCGUCCUCAUCAUCAUCAUCAUCUUCAUCAUCGUCAUCGUCCUUUUCGUCAUCGUCCUCAUCGUCGUCAUCAGAUUCGUCGUCGGAGAGCGAUGAUUCCGACAGCGAUGGUGAUGAAGAUCACGAGAUGAAUCGCAAAACUAAUUCCCAGUCAUAUGAACAAGAUGCCGUCCAUGCUAUACAACACGCAACGGAAACGGAUUUGCAAAGCGGCUUCACUGCUCAAUGCGAUUUACCAAACAUUCCAUCGAAUCUGACGGCCGAGGGGCAAUUACUUGUUCAGAAGCCAUUUCAAGAGCCCACGGCAAUCAAACCAAUUGUGGAGAAAAUAAACAAUGAAAGAGGCUUAAAGCGCUGCAGUCCUGAAUAUUCGGAACCAGUUGAGGUACUCUGUUAUCCGAAAAUUUCUAAGCCAGAAGUGGCACCAGAAAAUCAUAUUGCGGAUAAAACAACAUAUGUUCUAACAUAUGGAUCGAAUAUAUCACCAAGUAAUCCUAAAAUUGAGGAAACAAAUGUUCUGAGCAGACUUAUAGCUAAACAACCUGAUGCCCAAUUGCUCAAUGAGAAGCCUUUCGAUAUACGUGAAUCUAAUGUUUCUGUACCAGUAUAUUCCAACUUAAUUAUAGAAACAGAUGUGAUACGUCCAAUAUCGCCGAGUCCUUGGAGCCCAAUUGAUGAUUUGGAUAUACUUAAUUCAAUUAAGCCAGAUGUAAAAUACCGUGAAUCUAAAGUUUCUAUAUCGGUAUUUAUGAACCUUAUCAAAGAAACAGAAAUGAUACGCGCAAUAUCGCCGAUUCCUUGGAGCCCAAUUGAUGAUUUGGAGGAAUCCCAGUCAAUCAAGCCAGAUGUGAAAUCCUGUGAAUCUGAAGUUUCUCUACCGGUAAAUUCGAACCUAAUUGAAGAAACAGAUAUGAUGCCCGUAAUGUCACCGAUUUCUUGGAGCCCCAUUGAUGAUCUUGAAACUUCUGAACCAGAUGCGGAACCAAUUGACGAUAUGGAGUAUCUUGAAACUUCUGAACCAGAUGCAGAACCAAUUGAUGAUAUGGAGUAUCCUGAAACUUCGGAACCAGAAGCGGAACCAAUUGAUGAUUUGGAAUAUAUGCGAGCACCAGUCUUAUCGGAGUCAUCGAGUUCCGCAUCCUCGCCGUCCUUGUCAAAGAGCGAUCCUGUAAACUCAGAACUAGUUUUAAAGCCCUUUUCUCCUACAAUUUCUAAACCACAUUUGAAUCCCCUAAAUCCUGAAAUUUCCGAACCUGAUUUGGAUCCCUGUAGUCCUAAAACCUUGGAACUAGAUAUGAAACCCUGUUAUCCUAAGACUUCCGAAUCAGAUGCGGAACCUGGCAGUCCUAAACUUUUUGAACCAGAAUUGACCCCUUGUAAUCCUAUAACUCUUGAACCAGAAGCACUUAAUAGCAGAGUUUCUGAACCAAAUGUAAAUCCAAGUAUUUCAAAAGUUUUCGAGGCAGCAGAUUUUAAAAUCUCUACGCCUUGUAAUUCCAUGAUUGGCACACCAGAAGGUAAUGCAAGUAAUAGUAACAUUCCCGAAUCGAAUGCUUCAAACUUUCUGACAGCUAAGCAAUGUGAUACACAAAUUAAUGGGAACUGCUUUGCGGAUCCCAAGUCAAUGAAUACUUCUCAAAAAUCAAUAUUUUCGCCACCGGAGGAUUCAAAAUUGGGUAUGAAACCAGAUUUAAUACCGAGUAAUCCAAAAACUUGUGAACCAGAUUUAAAACCCUGCGAUCCUAAACCUACUGAACCACAUGCGAAACUAUUUAGCCCUCAACUUUUUGAACCAAAUGUGAAGUCUUGUAAUCUUAAAACUGAUGAACCAAAUGAUAAGCCACCUAUGACCAACAUUUCUGAACCCGAUAUGAAACUCUUAAGCUCAAGUAAUUCAAAUGUUUCUGAAGUAGCAGAUAUGAAUCCCUAUAGUUCAAACACCUCUAAUCCAGAUGAGAAACCCUGUAAUUCCGAAACAUCCAAACCAGAAGUAAAUUCCUGUAAUCCGGAAAUUUCUAAGCCAGAUGUGAAACCGCGGAAACCCAAAACUUCUAAAUCAGAAGCGAAAUCGCGCAAACCUAAGAGUUCGAAGUCGGGAAAGCGAAAGGGCUCGACACUAGUAGAUGAAGCAGCCAAGCCGAAAACCCCGAAACCGAUUAAUGAAACGAAGAACGUAGAUCCGAAGUUUCAGGCUUUGCUUCAGUAUAAGAUUCCCAAGCUGGGUGCUAAGAUACCAGAUCCAAGGUCGGAGACAAUGGAACCUUCCCAAGCAGGCACUCCGAUUAAAGAAAUCGAGGGACUUCAAGUGAAUAAUUCGGAGACAAUCAAGUCUGCUGAAGCGGAGACUCCAACGAAAAUUAUUGAACAAGAAGUGAACCAAGCCGUUAAGUCUGAUGGGAGGCAAAUUAAUCAUAUUUCAGAAUCAAAUAUUCAAGGUAAUCCGAUAAGAACUAGUCUGCCUUUUGAAACCGACCAUCGGCUGAAAAGUUUUCAGAACUUUCAGUACCAGACAAUGAAGAACUCGUAUACUAACCAGGCUUUUCAAGCCUAUCAAGCCUACCAUCCGAUGAAAAGUUUUCAACCCUACCAGGCGGCCUAUCCCAUAAGGGGUGCUCAUGGUUUUCAUUCGGUCUAUCCAAUGCACCGCAUUCCAUCCUUUGGCAUGAUGCAUUCGAUGAGAUGUAUUCAUCCCACUCGCAUGGUCUAUCCGAUGCGGAAUAUCAACCCUUUUCCGAUGAGAAGUAAUUUGCCACCGAUUCCUUUGCUCCGCUUUCAGCCUUUUCCAACAGCCCAUUACCCAAUGAAAGUUAUCCAGACUCGCCCAACUUAUUACCCAACGGCAAGUGUUGGGUAUUCACAAAGGGUUCGUCCAUUGAAUAAUAUGGAACGGACUAAGCCAUCAACUCCGGGGAACAAUUUACAGACUAUCGAUCUUAUUAUUGGCAGAGCCUUUGAGGGCCGCAAGUACAGGGCCCUCAAGGAACUCAGGGAGCGAACCAAUUUGCCGAAGAAGUGUUUGCGCAGGGCUCUCAAGCGAAUCGGCAAGAUCAAACGCUCCAAGUGGCGCAUCAGCAAGUUUUAUCUGCAGACCUACGAAAGGGAGUUGAGUGGUCUGCCUGCACCCAAGGAAUUCAAGCCGCUGGUCCUGAGUAAUGCAUAUCGCAAGGUGAUCAAAAACUUUGACGGCUGCAAGUUUCAACGCAUUGAGGCUUUGGUCGAGAAAACUGGUCUUCGCAAAGCCAAAAUAAAACGAGUCAUGAAGAUGAUCGGGCGCAAGCGAUCCACCAAGUGGCGUCUGGUCAACUACAAGAAACCCCUCAUACACUUACACCGGGGACACAAGAAAUCCAAAUAGGCUUCAUAGCUAUCUACCUGGUCUUAAUAUCUAGCCUGUGUUCAAUAUUACUCC
Molecule: messenger RNA, 12471 nt
Organism: Drosophila rhopaloa
Lineage: Eukaryota; Metazoa; Arthropoda; Insecta; Diptera; Drosophilidae
Product: mucin-17
Exons: 10
Coding region: 169-12417 (4082 amino acids)
Source: RefSeq, a predicted model, not a curated record